AUGCCUUGCGCUUGUACAUGCAACACAAAGGGAUUGGCCCUUGGAGGUGGAUUCUUGGCUGCUGCUGGUCUGACUCUGUUCAUUCUAUCACUGGCAAUGUUCCCAGAUAACAUCAGGAACCUCUCAGUAUAUGAGAUUGCAAAGAAUGUCAUAGUCACAUCAAAUUCCAGUAUAUUCUACGAUAGAUGGGCUGGACAAUUAUGUAGAGACAACGUCUACACUCAAUACUAUUAUGCCUACAACAUGACGAAUGCCGAUGAAGUAUUAAAAGGAGGAGUACCAAAUUAUAAACAGGUCGGUCCAUUCAUUUAUAGGUUCUAUUAUGAUUAUGAGAAUGUUACAUUCUCAGAAGAUCAGAAUGAGGUCACCUAUGGAGUAUUGAAGAGAUACUUCUUCAAUGACAGUCUGUCUGCAUAUCCCGAGGAUUCCAUGAUCACCAACAUCAAUCCUGCAUUCCUUGGUGUCAUGGCUGGCGCGCCCGACAGCAGCAUCUUCACAAUGGCAGCAACGCUCCCUGCCACAAAUUCAUUCAUGGUAUACUUCAACUCGCCAGACUUUUUCAACUUUACAAUGGGCUUCAAUGGCAUCGAAUCAUUCAAUACCCAAUUGAAUGUGUUGCUGACAGAGAGCGGCAUCAACAUGACUACGUACUUGACAAGCUGGGCCAACGCAACUGCUGAUCCAACACCAGGCAAUUGGAAUGGAAUGCUCACCAGCCUCGACGGCACUCCCAGCGACAUCUCAAUGUCUGCGGCAGAGAUCAUCUUUAACGCAUCAUCUCCAUUGUCUUUGCUCAACAGUAAGCAGGGCAUGAUCACAUGGUACAACGCUGCCAAUGGUGAGAAGACAUCGAUCAACGCCAUCCUCAUUGGUACCGGCAUCACCCAGACCCAACUCCAGAUCGUUACCGAAUGGUGGUACUACACCUUUGCCAUGGUCUACACUCAGCCACAACUCCUUACCAAAUGUGGAAUCACUGAUCCAAGCAUGAUUGGUUUCUGUCAGUUGCACAAUGCCACCGCAUUGAACUACAACUCUGUAUCAAAGUAUCACAUUGUAAACAACAUGUUCCCACCAUUUGAUGACACUGCCCCAGAGAUUGUUGGACUUGUGAACGCGACGAUCCAAGAGUUCUACACAAUGUUCUAUGAGUCUGGUAACAACUCGCUCAGCACAAUCAAUGGCGCUUCGGAAUUCCUCAACUAUGGCUUUGGAAGAUCGCCAAACCUCUGGAACAUAUCCGAUGAUGAUGCGAAUGCCAUCGGCGACUACUUUGCCGAGGUCGGCAGCUUUGUCCAUGACCAGCUCCAGGAGAUCUUUUUGAACAACGGUGGUCUGCUGGCCACCAAGAAGGUCAGCGACUGGCUGUGGAACUGCAACGACCCGCUGCUCAACUUCAUCAGCAACGACAGUCCGUGCGGCCUGCAGUUCAACAACUCGAUCAACCUGCCCACGACCGUCUACACGGGCAAGAAGGACAACACGCUCAACAACUUCAUCCUCAAGUGGCAGGAGCAGGCCGACCUGCAGUACUGGGCCAACCCGGUGCCCGUCAACGCCUACUCAGAGAACGGCCAGUUCGCCACCAACGAGGGCGACACCAUCCUGCAGAACUACACCAUCAUGGAGGAGAACAUCUACCGUCCCAUCACCAUGGUGUACACCAACGAGACCGAGUACGCCGGAAUCAAGACUCACCGCUACUACCUCAUGAACGACAGUUUCGCCGCCAACCCAACCUAUUACACCAAGGUCGACGGUUUCACCAACCUCACCUGGCUGCAGAACGACGUCCCCACAUUCGUCUCGCGUUGGGACAUGUACGAGGUGCCUAUCAGCGUGUCCUCGCGUGUCAUUGGCCAGAACCCCUCGUACGAGGAGGCCGCCUUCCCCAUCGACGUCGAGCCCAGGUCGGGCAACUCGUUGUUCUACAACAUCAAGCUCCAGAUCAACUUCCUCUUCCCCAACGGCUCGAACAAGUGGGACACUACGUUCAACAUGUACAACGACAUCAAGACCGACGUGUACAUGCCCUCGUUCAAGGUCGGCCUCAGCGCCCAGGCCUCUGACUACACCGUCAACAACCUCAAGUCGCAGUUCAAGCAGCUCCACGUUCUCAAGGUCGUCCCAGUGGUCGUCUGUGCUCUGUUGGGCUCACUGAUGUUUGUCGGUGGCUGUGUCAUGGCCGCCAUUGGUACCAUCCGCUGGAGAAGAAAGGAUUACCGUUUGAUCAACGAUUAUUAG
Molecule: messenger RNA, 2244 nt
Organism: Acytostelium subglobosum LB1
Lineage: Eukaryota; Evosea; Eumycetozoa; Acytosteliales; Acytosteliaceae
Exons: 5
Coding region: 1-2244 (747 amino acids)
Biological process (GO): phagocytosis, engulfment
Cellular component (GO): phagocytic vesicle; cytoplasm; vesicle membrane
Molecular function (GO): scavenger receptor activity
Source: RefSeq, a predicted model, not a curated record